GACAACCCCGCUUCCACCGAAAUAUCCCCCACAGAACCCGCAACCCCUCCACCUCUCGCGGCUCGAUGGCCGCCUCCGCCUCUCCUGCCGCAUCCCCGCCCCGCCGCCGCCACAGCCACCGCGACGACGACUCCCCGCGCCGCCGCAAGCGCCGCGCGUCCCCAUCCCCGCCCCGCUCGCCAUCCCCAGGCGCCGACGUGGAUCGCCGCCGCAGAUCUAGAGCUUCACCGCCCGGUCCCGACCGCCGCGGCGGCGGCGGCGGCGACGCCAAGCCCUCCGAGGAGAAGGAGAACGGCCACGCCAAGCCCGGAAGGGAUGAGGAGAGCGACGACCGCCCUCCCCAGCGUGCUAGGGUUUCGGAUGGGGAAGAGGAUGGCGACCACCGGAGGCGGCGCGCUAGGGUUUCCGACGACGAGAAGGAGGAUGGCCGGCGGCGGAGGCGGGCUAGGGAUUCGGAUGAGGAGAGGGACGACCGCCGCGGCAAGCGCGACCGGGAGAGGGACAGCCGGCGCCACCGCCGCCGGAGCCCCAGCACGGAGUCGGGAUCCUCACCCGACGAGCGCCGCCGGCGCCGCCACCGACGAGAUGAGGGCUCUAGGCGGCGGGAUGACCGAAGGCGCCGGGAUGACGACCGUGGCGAGCGCCGGAGGAGCCCUGAGAAGAGGGAGCGGAGAAGCCCUGAGAAGAGGGAGCCGACGCCACCCCUGCCCCCACCUCCGCCGCUGCUGCCGGAGAUGAUCCCUGGGCGCACGGGAGGGAUCUACAUCCCGCCAUUCCGCAUGGCCCAGAUGCUGCGGGAGGUAGAGGACAAGUCGAGCCCUGAGUACCAGCGGCUCACAUGGGAUGCUCUCAAGAAGAGCAUAAACGGGUUGGUCAAUAAGGUCAAUGCUACCAAUAUCAAGAAUAUAGUGCCAGAGCUCUUUGCUGAGAACCUUGUUCGCGGGCGGGGGCUCUUCUGCCAAUCGUGCAUAAAGUCACAGAUGGCCUCACCUGGGUUCACCGACGUUUUUGCUGCACUUGUUGCGGUCGUCAAUACCAAGUUCCCUGAGAUCGGACGGUUGCUUCUUGUUCGUGUUGUGCUCCAGCUCAAGAGGGCGUAUAAGCGAAAUGACAAGCCCCAAUUGCUUGCAGCAACCAAGUUUAUAGCACACUUGGUAAAUCAGGUGGUGGCACAUGAGCUUGUGGCACUGGAGCUUCUUACAGUACUCCUUGAAAAUCCAACUGAUGAUAGUGUUGAGGUGGCUGUUGGUUUCGUCAAAGAGUGUGGGGCAAUGCUACAGGACCUAUCCCCACAAGGGCUUCAUGCUAUUUUUGAAAGAUUUCGGGGUAUACUUCACGAAGGAGAAAUAGACAAGAGAGUGCAAUUUUUGAUCGAAGGACUUUUUGCAAUUAGAAAGGCUAAAUUUCAGGGAUUCCCUGCCAUCCGACCGGAGUUGGAUCUUGUGGAGCAGGAGGACCAGUUUACACAUGAGAUAUCCCUUGAAGAUGACCUAGACCCUGAGACCAAUCUAAAUGUUUUCAGGGCAAACCCAAAUUUUGUUGAAGACGAGAAGGCCUAUGAGAACCUAAAGAGAAGCAUCCUGGGAGCAGAAUCUUCUGAAGAUGAAGAAGGAUCAGAUGCCGCUUCUGAUGAUGAGGAAGAGGAAGAAUCUGAUGAAGAGGAGGAUGAGGAACAGAUGGAGAUAAGGGAUAGAACAGAGACGAAUCUUGUGAAUCUUAGAAGAACAAUAUACUUGACUAUUAUGUCCAGUGUUGAUUUUGAAGAAGCUGGUCACAAGCUUAUGAAAAUUAAACUCGAGCCUGGUCAAGAGAUGGAGCUGUGUAUUAUGCUUCUUGAGUGUUGCAGUCAAGAGAGAACAUACCUUCGGUAUUAUGGGCUGCUAGGACAGCGAUUUUGCAUGAUCAACAAAGUGUACCAAGAGAACUUUGAAAAAUGUUUCGUCCAACAAUAUUCUAUGAUUCAUCGCCUUGAAACAAACAAGUUGAGGAAUGUUGCCAAGUUCUUUGCGCAUUUGUUGGGGACUGAUGCACUCCCUUGGCAUGUUUUGGCUUACAUCCGGCUGACAGAGGAAGACACAACAUCCUCUUCCCGAAUUUUCAUAAAAAUUCUAUUCCAGGAGUUAUCGGACCACCUGGGCAUACGCCUACUCAAUGAGAGACUGAAUGAUCCUAACAUGCAAGGUUCCUUCGAGUCGAUCUUCCCCAAGGAUCAUCCAAAGAACACAAGGUUCUCCAUCAAUUUCUUCACCUCCAUUGGUCUUGGCGGUAUCACAGAGAGCCUGAGGGAAUACUUGAAGAACAUGCCACGCCUCAUAAUGCAGCAGCAGAAACCGGAGUCAUCUGAAUCAGAAUCAAUCGGAUCAGAAUCUGGUUCAGAAAGCUCCAGCUCAGGGUCCAGUUCUGAGUCAGAGUCGGAACCAAGCUCUGAUGAGGGCGACAGAAGGCGAAGUAAGAAGAGAAGGAAGAAGACUUGAGUGCACCUCCAACUGUGCUUAUUGGAUUUUCCAUCUUCGGUUCUGUUCAAAUGAACUGAUUCACUUGGAUAGUGCUACAUCGGGUAUCCAUGUGCAGUAAGUAGUCUAGCUCCUGAUAUGUUGAGUCAUAAUUGGAAAGCUGUGUAACGUGUAAAAUACUAUCCGAACUUGUCUGGGCUGGUACCUUUGUACUCUAGUGAGUAGUCAAAGCAACACAAGGCUACCAGAGUUUUCUUGAUCACAAUUUUUUUUUGGCUGAACAAGUUUUGAAUGUCUGGAAUUUGUACCAUCACAACAUCACACUUAUAGUUUCCAUGUUCAAAACCUUGGAAGUGGUAAGCACCCAAUAUGAAGCCGUCUAGAGCUAGAGCGCCUUGCCCAUGUGCGGCAUUUUGAGUUAUUUUUCCUCUAUUUUUUUUAUGAUUGUAGUAAAUAAUCAAGCCAUGUAAACUCGAGAUAUUUUGAAGUUCUUUUUGCUCCUUAUGCAUUUAUUAACA
Molecule: messenger RNA, 2971 nt
Organism: Panicum virgatum (switchgrass)
Lineage: Eukaryota; Viridiplantae; Streptophyta; Magnoliopsida; Poales; Poaceae
Product: pre-mRNA-splicing factor CWC22 homolog
Exons: 8
Coding region: 66-2474 (802 amino acids)
Biological process (GO): mRNA splicing, via spliceosome
Cellular component (GO): catalytic step 2 spliceosome
Molecular function (GO): RNA binding; protein binding
Source: RefSeq, a predicted model, not a curated record